Sungouiella intermedia is the source of this 1551-nucleotide messenger RNA. The record is from the annotation of a GenBank genome assembly. NCBI's taxonomy places the organism in Eukaryota, Fungi, Ascomycota, Pichiomycetes, Serinales, Metschnikowiaceae.
AUGAAGCUUUUAAACUUGCCCCUACUUUUUCUUUUCUCGUUGUUCACAUUCACUGCUGCUUUACCAGUUGGGGUAGGUAUGACUGCUGUGAAUCCGCAGCUUGAUGCCCGUGAUGAACUAGCCACCACGCCCCAAUAUUAUGAAAUGGACAAGAGAGAGAAUGUUUUGUUGACUCAGCUUUUCAAGACCAUGAACAACACUGCUGGUAUCAACUUGAUCAAGGGUGCCACUCAGGUGCCAUUAACACAACAGCAAAUUAUUAAAUUUGUGGCUAACUUGAUCCAAGAGAAAGGCUUGAGUACCAUCUUAAAGGUGGCCGACGAUUCUGGGUUGGCUAUCGAUAUUGUUCUUCUUUUCUUGACCCACUACGAGGUGUACCCAGGCUUGACUGCGGUUGUCAAGAAGUACAAGGGAACAAGUUCUUCUUCAUCCACUCUUAGUGGGUUGACGGGCUCCUCUAAUGGCUCAAGUUCUGGCACUAACACUGGCUCCGGCUCCGGCUCCAGCUCCAGCUCUAACUCCGGUUCCUCGGGAGGUGGCCUUCUUGGAAAUCUUCUUGGAGGAAUUGGUUCGAUUUUUGGAUUGGGCUCUUCUUCCAGCUCUUCUUCUUCAGGCACCACUUCCAAUGUCGCUUCAUCCAGCCCCACCAGCAAUUCUGGCGGCCUUUCCAACCUUCUCAAUUUGUUCGAUUCUCCCAAUAGUGCUGCUGCCUUGGCUGCCUCUUCCACCGCCGGUGCUGGUAAUGCUAUUGCUGAUACUGCUGUUGCUGAUACUGCUGUCGCUGAUACUGCUGGUGCUGUCGCUGGUACUGCUGCAACUACUCCUGCUGCUGGUGCUGCAGCCACUACUACUCCUGCUGCUGGUGCUGGUGCUGCAGCCACUACUACUCCUGCUGGUGCUGGUGCUGCUGCAGCCACUACUACUCCUGCUGCUGGUGCUGGUGCUGCAGCCACUACUACUACUGCUGCUGGUGCUGCCACCACCACUGCAACUUCUGGUGGUGGCCUCUCAGGCCUCAUCAAUGGCAUCACUGGUCUCUUCGGUAUUAACAAAAGAGGUGAGCUUGAGAAUCUCCUUUCCAACGUUGACUUACUCCAACUCUUGCGUGAGAGUGGAUUCCCUGUUGAUGAAGUCUUGGAAAAGAUCCAGAAGCGUGAUGAGGAAUUUACUGACGAAGAGUUUGAGAUCGUCAAGCGUGACUUGCUCGACAUUUUCUACCAGAAUAUCAUUUCUCUCCUUGGUUCCAACGGCACUAUGCUCGAUAUUUGUGAAUCUUUGGAUAAGUCCGGUCUUGGUGUUAAUGUGGCCUACAACGCUAUCGUUGACUCUGGCUUCUAUGACUUCGAUGUCAAGUUGGUCAAGUACCUCGUCACCAAUAAUUACAUUUCCUUGCUGAGUUUGCUCAGUGCCCUUCUCAGUUCGGGUGUUGCCUUGUCUGUGGUUGGCCAGAUCGUCGGCAACUCCACUUACACCAGAUACGUUAUCAACUUGGUUAUUGCCAUUUUCACUGGUAAAGUUGAUAUUCUCGGUUUGAUUACUGCAUUGUUUUAA